Messenger RNA from Sander lucioperca (pikeperch), 1436 nucleotides. It is a transcript of the gene fam131aa, whose product is annotated as family with sequence similarity 131 member A. NCBI's taxonomy places the organism in Eukaryota, Metazoa, Chordata, Actinopteri, Perciformes, Percidae. The record is from RefSeq and is a predicted model, not a curated record. Bases 320 to 1252 code for a protein of 310 amino acids. The transcript has 5 exons.
GGAGCUGCUUACCAGAGCUGCUCAAAUGCCAUGUGAUUGCCCGAUCCACAAGGAGACUGCCCUCACCUCCCUUAACCCCAACCAUUCUAACCGGUUUCACCGGCUUACUGUGGCUUUAGCAUUACAGUUAAUGUAGGGCAUAGCUGUUUGCUCGUCUGCCUGGUGGUUUAAACCAGUAAACCCAAGCUGUGACUUUUAGUUGUGUUGGUUUGCUGCGCUCUGACACCAUCUCUGUAUGUCCACGAUGAGGCUGAGAUCAAGGAGUAGAGAAAGAAGGGAGAGACAAAGAUAGGAAGAGGUGAAAUUCGAGGUGAGUGAAAUGAUUCCAAAGUCAGGAAAAUCUCCGGCAGACUCGAGGAAAAGUGUCGGGAUCCAUGAAUUUGCAGCACUUGCCAGGUCCUCCUUAAAUGGUAUCUCUCAGGCAAUGAAGGACCAUGUAACAAAGCCCACCUCCCUGGCUCAGGGCCGGGUCGCCCACCUCAUUGAGUGGAAAGGUUGGCCCAAACCUGCAAACCCACAGCCAGCCGCCCACUUUAGCUCCUACUGCCACCUGACUGAAGGAGAGAAGGAGGCCCGGUUUGCUGCAGGAGUGGCUGAGCAGUUUGCCAUCGCUGAGGCUAAGCUGCGUGCCUGGGCUUCUAUAGAUGAUGACGACGGGGAAGACUCAAACGAUGAAGACUCCCACACCAACGGACAGACUCAAACCGCCUCCAGCCAGAACGCAGACGUCGCCACGUCCAAUCCUAUCAGCGGAGUGCCAUGCCAGCCUGAAGUUGAUGGCGGCGAGGCACCGCCCUCCGACAGCAGCAGCAGGGGCAGGCUGCUCUGUGGUAGGCCUGCAUCUUACAAUGACCCACAUUCAUCCCAGACCAAUUCACCUACUUUAGCCAGCGACUGCAUGAGUCCCUUCCUGGAGGAGGAAGAGGAGGGAGAGAGGCUGGGUGGUCACGUGGAGCAGCCGGCCCUUUUGCAGGAGCAGUGCAGCGAGGUCUGCAUCCACAACAAGCCUGAGUGGAGGCCUCGGGCCAGGAGCAGCAGGUUUGACUCCUGCUACUCCACCUCUCACUCUGAGUCUCCUGGAGAGGAGGACGAGGAGGAGGAAGAGGAGGAGGAGGGCAGCGUGUUUCAUGAGUUUCGAGCGUGGCAUUCCAGCCGGAGAAGCUUCUUCUCCGACCGGGCUUCCUCUGGAGUGGCGUCCUUCGAUGAAGAGGAGAGAGAUGAAGUAGAGGAGAAGAAAGAGUAUUUGAUGUGAUGUGUCGUCCAUCUUUAUGUCUCUUUGAGUCCGUGUUGAUUCUGGAUAUGACAUAAUCUAUUUUCACUGUAAACCUCUCUCCACCUCCUCCUCUUCCUCUGAUCAUCUCUUCUCGACUCGUUGCCUUCUGUCUCUCAUCCUCCAGGCCUUUCAUGUACUGAUCGAGCUAGAUCUGUUGUGUGUG